Molecule: messenger RNA, 327 nt
Organism: Prorocentrum cordatum
Lineage: Eukaryota; Dinophyceae; Prorocentrales; Prorocentraceae
Source: the annotation of a GenBank genome assembly
GAGAUCCUGGAGUGCUACGACAGGGACGACGACAAUCGAAUAGGCCCGCAGGAGUUCGAGCAGUUCAUGCAGAACCCCGAGGUCCACGAGACGAUGGUGAAGUUCGGCACCGACCCCGGGGGCCUCAUCGCGCUGCACGAGGCCGGCCUGAUCUUCAAGGACGCCAAGAGAGUCCGCGUCGCCAGCUUGACCUUCCAAGAGUUCAUCCAGUUCGUGCUGCAGCUGAAGGCCAGGGGGGCGGCCCUGCGCCCGAGCUCCCUUCUCAAGCAAAAAGGCAGCCUGCCCUUCCUCCUCAAUUUUAGCUCAAAGCGGGUCUACACAGUCUGA